GCUCGGAGACACAUCUGCCGAUACGCUCGUGGGAGAAAAGGGAAAAAAAAAUCUAUAUUUGAGAUUUUUGUCUUUAGAAUAAGAGGCUGGGGAACUAGACACUCCAUGGAGAAGUAAGCACGCUGGGACUAAUCACCUUCUCAGGGAUUUGUCCGCUCUUAUUUUUCCGCAAAUGGAUUGCACCUGACCCCGUUACCCGCUGCUGUUGAGGGAACGUUCGAAGGACCCCCCCCCCACCUGACUGCUCCCUGGUGAAAAGGUGUGUGUUGUAGGCUAUAAGACAGCGUGGAGCCCUUCGGCCCUGGAACUGGGACAAUGGAUGUGCUGGGGGAGAACGAAGCUCUGCGGCAAUUUUUCGAGGGCCAGGAUGUCAGGGGCGUGCUGGAGAGUGAGGUGGUGGACACAAGCAUACUGGAACAGUACCUCAGCAACGACAUGGACCCCAGUACCUUCAUGUUACCUGAGUCACCCCCAGAUUCUGGAUCAGAACCCUGUUCCCCCCCACGAAUACGAGAUGUGCCGCAUGACCGCUCAUGUUCAGCCGCACAGGCAGGCACAGGCCCCUCUUGUUGCCUUGGAGACAGGGGGCCGGGACCGUCUCCUUGCCUGACUCCGCACCAACGCUUCUUGGGUCUGGAGAGCGCCUGCCCCGCCCCCCUGACCCCACCAGGUCUCAAUUCUCCCUGUCACCCCCAGUAUCUGAGCACAGCAUGCCAAAACAUCCAGGCCCACACUGCCCCUACACACCCAGGUCUACACCACUCUCAGAACCUGCAGCGUGUGGGAACUGCUAACAGCUACAUCCAGGCUAACACUCCCCCAACACCCCCUAAUCUACACCACUCCCAGAACCUGCAGCGUGUGGGCACUGCUAACGGCUACAUCCAGGCUAACACUCCCCCCACAGCCCCUGAUCUCCACCACUCCCAGAACCUGCAGUGUGUCGGUCCUGCUAACAGCUACACCCAGGCUAACACUCCCCCUACACCCCCUAAUCUACACCACUCUCAGAACCUGCAGCGUGUGGCUCCUGCUAACGGCUACAUCCAGGCUAACACACAUCCCACACCCCCGGUCAAUGGUCCCCCUGGGGCUCCACACUGUAUGAACCCUGCCAGCAGCUACGUGAAUGCCAGCCCACCCCCGGCUCCGCCCGGCCUUCAGCGAGUCUCACCUGGACACCUGGAGCCAGGGUACCUGCGUCCUCCACUCAGCCAGCAGCAGACAGGACCCGCGCUGCCCGACACCAAGAAGAGGCGCCGGUCCGAAUCUUUCGAGGGGCCGGGGGACCCCCGUCUGUGGCCUGACCCCUCCCAAGCGAGGGGCCCGUUCAUGCCCCCGGAGUGCGCCAGCGUCGCCGGUGACAUCACCAACUGUGACAGCGACAGCCAGGGCGGGACCGCCGGACAGGGGACCUAUCAGGUCCUGGCGUGGGAGGGGUACCAGCCCAACCAGUGGAGCCCACUGUACGACAGCGGCUACCAGAACCUCCCAUCCCCUGGGUAUCACGUUGACACGGACAAGGGCUUCAGCUACUCCUCCACAGACGAGGCCUUCGUGUGCCAAAAAAAGAACCACUUCCAGGUCACAGUUCACAUAGGGAUGGCCGGGACGCCCAAAUAUGUCAAGACGCCAUCGGGGCCCAAACCCAUAGAGAGCUUUUAUGUGAAGGUUUUUGGUGUUAAGUUUGAGGCGCAGUCCCACCAGAUCACCAUUGAGCAGUCACAGUCCGACCGCACCAAGAAGCCUUUUCCACCCGUCCAGGUCAGUCUGCCCGGAGACAAGGUUACCAAGGUAACGCUGGGCCGUCUGCACUUCAGCGAGACCACGGCCAACAACAUGAGGAAGAAAGGCAAGCCCAACCCAGACCAGAGGUACUUCAUGCUGGUGGUGGGACUCUACGCGUCCGGGGAGGAGCAGAACUUCCUGCUUGCGGCACAUGUAUCAGAGAAGAUAAUCGUCAGGGCCUCGAACCCGGGGCAGUUUGAGAAUGACAGCGAGCCGCUGUGGCAGCGGGGGCAGGCCCUUGACGCGGUGGUGUGCCAAGGGAGGGUGGGCAUCAACACGGACGCGCCCGACGAGGCCUUGGUGGUCUGCGGCAACGCCAAGAUCAUGGGCACGGUCAUGCACCCGUCCGACAUGAGGGCCAAGCAGAACAUUCAGGAGGUGGACUCGACGGAGCAGCUGAAGAGAAUAGCGCAGAUGAGGAUCGUGGAGUACGACUACAGGCCCGAGUUCGCCGAGAAAAUGGGGAUCGAUCAGGUCCAUGAAACAGGUGUCAUUGCACAGGAAGUGAAGGAGCUGUUACCUUCUGCCGUGAAGGAAGUGGGGGAGAUCACCUGCGCGGAUGGAGAAACGAUAGACAACUUCCUCAUGGUGGACAAAGAGCAGAUCUUCAUGGAGAACGUGGGUGCUGUGAAGCAGCUCUGCAAGCUGACGGACAGCCUGCAGGAGCGCAUCCAGGAGCUGGAGGUGUGGAACACGCGGCUGGCCAAGCUGAAGAGCGUGACGGGCAGCCUGCGCUCCGGAGUGCACAGGAAAGCUAGCAGAAAUGACGGUGUCCCUCUCCCAAAGAAGCCAGCCCCCCUCCCGGCCUCUAAAGAGUACCAAUCAAAGAAGCACAGCCACUGCUUGCAGCACAGAGUGUUCCAGGCCAGCGUCAUCAUGCUCGUGGUCACCAUGGGGAUCUGCGUCAUCUCCAUCACCGCCCUCUACAUGCUCAAUCUGAACGAUGGCCCGGAGACCCCGCACUCCAACAGCAACAACUCGAUCCUGGAUGACACUACGACAACCUGGCCCACAAUCGGCAGCCCCUCAGUGACCCCCACCCUGUCCCCCGACCCCUGGCCCCCUGAUGUGGAUUUCUGUAACCUGCUGUACUGUGAGGAGGUGUACUGUUGCCCCCCCGACUCCGGCAACCACAGUAUCCCGGCAACCACACCUGCACCAAGGCCUCCUACCAAUGACUCACAAACAGACUACACCAAGGAACAGCUGUUUGAAAUAUUUCUAAGUGCCAAAGACUGGACAAACACAACUGUCCAGUCCAUUGUAAUUAAGGAAAAUCAACAUGUCAUCGACCAGAGAUACUGUGUGCCAGGGAAUUGUGGGUCCGGAAACUACAGCUACGCCGUGCCUGUCAGCAAGUUUGUCCCCGUCAACAUGCGGCUGACCAUCCAGAUGAAUACCACCGAGCUGCUGGUGGUUCUGAGGUGCCAGGCGGAGGAAUCCUCCGACUGCUCUGCCUUUAUGGACUACACUGACGACAAUGACUACACCAUGAGCAACACGCAGGGUUACGUCCAUGAGUGGCCCCUCCCGGUCACCCGGCUGUACCAGAGCUCCUACCACUUCCGCACCACUGUGGCGGGCAAGGCUGACUGCAGCACCGAUCCCAAUUUCUCAGGAGUCCUGUUCACAGACUACCACUUCCACUUCUACCGCCGGUGUGACUAAGCGCACGCUAGAGCUCCCCCUACAGGCUAGCCGGGGUCCAGCAACGUGUCUUUGUUUGUUGCACUCAAAUGCAGGAAAAGAUUUGAAAUGAAUGCACAGAGCACAUUUAUAUUCACUUCACUGAUUUACCACUAGAAGAUUGCUGUAUAUACAUCACUUGGGUCUUGCUAAUACACUGUGGUAAAAAAAAAAGGUGUGUUUAUAGCUUGGGCUUACUGGAGCUCAGGAUGGUCUUUUGGAAUUCAUUCUGUGUGUGUGUGUGUAUGUGAGAUCAUUUUUAUUGAUUUUCACACUGUACAAAAAUUAUCAGCACCAACCCCUACCUAUAGAACCUUCCUCAAACCUUACCCUUCCCCUGCCCCCCUACCACCAUCCCAACACAACAACAACCCCCUACAUUGACCCAGACAAUCCCCAUCCACAGACCCCUCCAAAAACACCCCAUGCCGCCUUUGUAACUUUUAUACUAUUUCAGUAGAACUUAUUGUAAUUGGAUGGUACAGAGAGAUAUGGCUAUAAUAGUUAAGUAAUAUAACAUCACAUCUCUUGAACAGGAGAAGCCAGAAUAUGGCCAAAUGUAAUCAGGGGAUUAAUUUAAGGUGAUCACGUUUCCUGCAGCAAAAUGAUACUCUUUACCCUUUAAAGGCGUGAGAUCACAAAUAUGUGAUUAGAAUGUUCUGAACUGAACAUGCUAAUGCUGACGUAACAAUCACUUCUGUUAAUUGAAAGCAAUGGAGUUCGAGGACCAUGACUUGUACCAUAGAUUAAGCACCAACAUAUAACCUUUAUGACACCUGUUUUUUUUUAGAUAUCUGUGAUCAUUUUUUAAUGAAGUAAUAAUUUUUCUUCUUUGUACUACAUUUCCUUGAAUCUGAAAAACAAUGCCCGUGGGAUGUUACUGUUUUAAUUUAACAAGGUGUUCUUUGAAAUGGGACUUGAUGUACAGUAGUAAAUGUCACAUUUCUUAUUGUCUCCUGUCUGACAGUGGUAUUUGGUAUUAGUGUGAUUAAAUGUGUACUCACAGUGUUUAACUUCCA
Anguilla anguilla (European eel) is the source of this 4493-nucleotide messenger RNA. RefSeq names its product myelin regulatory factor-like protein. The coding region runs from base 316 to 3456 and encodes 1046 amino acids. NCBI's taxonomy places the organism in Eukaryota, Metazoa, Chordata, Actinopteri, Anguilliformes, Anguillidae. Gene Ontology annotation, cellular component: endoplasmic reticulum membrane; nucleus. The transcript has 26 exons. The record is from RefSeq and is a predicted model, not a curated record. Gene Ontology annotation, biological process: positive regulation of DNA-templated transcription; protein autoprocessing. Gene Ontology annotation, molecular function: DNA-binding transcription factor activity; sequence-specific DNA binding.